Molecule: messenger RNA, 2453 nt
Organism: Notolabrus celidotus (New Zealand spotty)
Lineage: Eukaryota; Metazoa; Chordata; Actinopteri; Labriformes; Labridae
Gene: dele1
Product: DAP3 binding cell death enhancer 1
Exons: 12
Coding region: 202-1794 (530 amino acids)
Molecular function (GO): protein binding
Source: RefSeq, a predicted model, not a curated record
UUAGUUGCGUCAACUGCUGGACUUCCGGUCUGGUGCUCUGCCGACAGAACUCGUGAUAGUUUACAUUUACCAUCAGCUCAGAGAGGAGAAGAACCAUCAACUGUGAUUACUUGCAGGACCAGGCGAUCCCACCAUGAACCCGACUAUGAGUUUUCAUUGGAAACGUUUCAAUUAAACCUGCUGUGAGGUCGAGGCGUCAUCAUGUGGAGAGUUCAUGGUUUUGUUGGAAGAGUUUUGUAUCGUUGCCAUGGCAGUGUUCCGCUGCGACUGUCCCAAAACCACCAUGUGGAGGAUGAGGUCAUCAACAGCUCGACUGUCCUCUCCACCUCUCGGCACUCCUCUGACAGCAGCUCUCAGAGAGAGGAGGAUGGAGAGAGGAGGAAGAAACAGAGAUCCUUUCAGUUCGACUACACUGGACUUCCACGUUACACUGCUCUUGAUGCUGUGGGAUUGGGAGCUGCAACAGUUCUGUUCAUGCAGAUCUGCAAGAGGAUUCACUCCCGGUUUUCUUCAGGCUCUGAGCUGAGUCCCUCUCCCGGAGCACUGACGACACCCUCCACCCUGCACAAGUGUGGCUAUCACAUAUUGCUAGAGACUUUGUCCAGACGCGAUGUCCUUCCCAGAGGCAGGAGUGUGGCAUGUCUUCCAGGGAGACAGACUGGAGAUCAGUCUGCAGUUCAGAACACCAGCAGCAACAGCAGUGACACCAGUCUGCACAGCAGCAGCAGUGAGCAGGACCAUGUUGCUGCUGGCUGCUCAGUCUCUGGCCAGCAGAGGGCACUCUUAAACAAGGAUUCUUUACGUGAGGAAUCCCUUCUGUCUGCAUCCUGUCCUCUGCAGAAUGAUGCUAACAGAGACAACAUAGGGAUACAAGAUGCAAAUGACAAGGAAGUGUUGUCUGAUGAGGAGAGGCUGGCAGGAGCAGCACUGAACCUCAAACACGUGGGGGACACCAGCAUUCCUGUUGUCCUCAACAUCAUUGGUCUGGAAAGUGCCAAAAGUGAGAACUAUGAAGAAGCUUUUAUAUGUUUUGUAGCUGCAGCUCGGGAAGGAUACAGCAAGGCCCAGUUUAAUGUGGGUGUGUGUUAUGAGAAAGGCAGAGGAGUCACCAGAGACAAAGAGAAGGCUUUGCAAUACUACCAGCAGGCAGCAGCUGGGGGUCACAGACAGGCUCAGUAUCGCUACGCAAAACUGCUACUGACCACCAGGGGGCACCAGAGUUUAGAGGAGCUGAAUAGGGCCAUAGACUUACUGGAACAGGCCGCCUCAGCUGGAAUCACCAAGGCUCAGGUCUGCUUGGCCUCGGUUUACUCUCAGAAGGCUGUGAGAGACGGGAGCAAGUCUGUGCAGUACCUGAGGAUGGCAGCAGAGAGCAGAGACAACAGGGCCCUGCUGUUCCUUGGUCAGUGUUUUGAGAGCGGCUUUGGGGUGCAGCAGAAUCUGGGUACUGCGAUGGAAUACUACAGACGAGCGGCUCGAGCAGGCAACAAGCAUGCUAAGAGCUUACUGAGGCCUGCUGGGGACACAGACAGUAAGGGAGAAGAUGCAGUGUUGCGUUCGAUCCGUUCAGCGCCGUGUUUCUCUGUAGCUGAAUGUCGACUUCAGCAGCCUGUCUCCACUCAGGCAAGUCAAAAUCCCCUCUCCGUCCAUCAACCAGUCACCUUUCCGGUCCUGCCUCACUCCUGGAGCACUGGGAGCCUGUGUGUCCCUUCAGCGCUCUCCACUAUGCCUCUUCACCUACACCCUCACAGCAGUGAGGGAGGAGUCUGCCAGUGGACUGUUGGGAUUGGAUAAUUCUCUGGGUAACCAGCACGGGUCAAACUGAGGAAUGUAUCUUCAACAGUGUGAAUGUAAAGUUGCAGAAAGGUCAAAGAUGUGUACAUUAUGUGAAGUCUGGGUGAGAGCGAGUUGAUUUUAUACUGUUUAUAAGAGAAAAUGGGGUUAUGUUGGAGUUUUUGUAUAAGUCUGAAAGAGUGGUUGGAUACAAGAUUGUAAUAUAAUUUAUGGUGUGUGGUUCUGAAGCUUUUAUAUUGGUUUUCUACAUAAUAGUGCAUUAUAAAAAUGUUUUCCUCCUGUGAGUAAAAAUGUGAUAGAGGUGCCUCAAAUCUCAAGCGCUGCUCUCUCUCUCUCUCUCUCUCUCUCUCUCUCUCUCUCUCUCUCUCUCUCUCUCUCUCUCUCUCUCUCUCUCUCUCUCUCUUUCUCUCUCUCACAUGAGGGAAUACUUGUACCCCACUGUAAACUAUAUAUAAGUCUUUAACUCAAAAAUGGCUCUGCAUCAGAUGUCAUAAUUAACCUUUAAUCAUACACUUUCUGAGUGGAUCGUACAGUUCAGUGCCAUCAGUUUGUUAAUUAGGCUGUAGCUACCAAUGUGAAUUAUGAUGCAUUAUUUGGAAUUUGUUUGAUUGUUAAAAUGAAAUGUUUGUUAAAGAAAUAAAAAAGAUUAAUGUUUAAAA